Molecule: messenger RNA, 10115 nt
Organism: Chelonia mydas (Green sea turtle)
Lineage: Eukaryota; Metazoa; Chordata; Testudines; Cheloniidae
Gene: MCAT
Product: malonyl-CoA-acyl carrier protein transacylase
Exons: 4
Coding region: 49-1320 (423 amino acids)
Molecular function (GO): transferase activity
Source: RefSeq, a predicted model, not a curated record
CGCGGGGAAGCCUUUUCCACCCGGCCUCAGGCGCGCGUCCGGACCUCCAUGUGGGGCCGCCAAAGCCGCGCGGGGCUGAGUCCGGUUGCCGUAGCAACGCGGGCUUCGGUGUGGGCCGGACGGGGCUUCGCCUCCCUCGCGGGGCCGGCGAUGCGCAGCUGGGCCGCGGCGGGGCGGCGGCUGAGCGGCUGCCGAGCGCGCGCCGCCCUCCCCGGAGCCCCCGGGCGCGGGGGCAGCUCGUGGCCCGGCGGGGGCCGAGCCGAGAAGCUGAGCGAGCUGCUGCAGAGCUCGGUGGCGGGCGAGGAGGAGGAGGAGGAGCCGGCGCGGCGGCGGCGGCGGCCCCCCCAGGAGGGCACGGUGCUGCUCUUCCCCGGCCAGGGCAGCCAGUUCGUGGGGAUGGGCCGGGGGCUCCUGCGCUACCCCAACGUCAGGGACAUGUUCCGGGUGGCCGAGAAGGUGCUGGGCUACGACCUGCUCUCGCUCUGCCUGCGGGGGCCGCCGGCCGAGCUGGACCGCACCCUGCACUGCCAGCCUGCCCUCUUCGUCGCCUCCCUGGCCGCCGUCGAGAAGCUCAACCACCAGCAGCCCAGUGUCAUUGAGAGCUGUGUUGCAGCCGCUGGGUUCAGUGUUGGAGAGUUUGCAGCCCUGGUGUUUGCUGGAGCCUUAGAUUAUACAGAAGCCUUGUAUGCAGUGAAAGUGCGUGCUGAAGCUAUGCAAAAGGCCUCAGAAGCUGUCCCAAGUGGGAUGUUAUCAGUUAUUGGUCAACGUGAGUCAAAUUACAACUUUGCCUGCUUCGAAGCUCGUGAACACUGUAAAUCACUGGGUAUAGAAAAUCCUGUGUGUGAAGUUUCAAAUUACCUGUUUCCAGAUAGCAGAGUCAUUGCAGGCCAUUUGCAGGCUUUGGAAUUCUUGCAGGAGAAUUCCCGAAAAUAUUAUUUUAAGCGAACAAAAAUGCUUCCAGUCAGUGGUGCUUUUCACACAAGACUCAUGGAACCAGCAACAGAGCCUUUGGCUGAAGUUCUAAAAUCAAUUGAGAUUCAGAAACCACUCAUCUGUGUCUAUUCGAACGUUGAUAGCAAAAAAUAUAUGCAUUCAAAACACAUUCAGCGUUUGUUAGUAAAGCAGCUUGUUUCACCUGUUAAGUGGGAACAGACUAUGCAUGCUAUAUAUGAAAGAAAACAAGGAGUAGAGUUUCCUUAUACAUAUGAAGUGGGGCCUGGGAAGCAGCUAGGAGCAAUCCUCAGAAACUGCAAUUUAAAGGCUUGGAAGCUGUAUAAACAUAUUGAUGUUUCAGAAGAUGAAGAAGCAGAAGAAAUGUAGUUCUGAAGGAAAAUCCACAUGAUUUGUUCCCCCCCCCCCCCCCCCCCCCGCUUAAUUUUAAAUGAUUUUAUCACUCCUGAAAGGCAGAUAUGACAACCCUGAAGACUGAAGUCCUCUCUUUAUCUUAUCCCCAGAAGAGCUCAGCACACACAAUUGCAAUGCAAGGUUUCCUUCCCCAUAUUACAGCUCCAGCAUGCAUCAGACUUUACGUGGAAGGAUCACUUGUAAGGUUCGGCCAUUCAACCUGUCAUUUCUGAGACAGCCAACAAAGAUGCCAGUUCACUAUUAGAUUUGGGCCCAGUCCUGCAAGCAAAUCCACAUAUGCAGGCCCUUUUACCCAUGUGGAGUUAAGUUGCAGUCAGUAGGGUUGUGUCCAUGUGCAAAGGUAUUUUUGCUUGGAUCUAGUUGCAGAAGCAGGCCCUUUUUAAUAUAAUUUUCUUUUUUGGACUUCUGUUUAUUAGGAUCAAGAAUUAAUUUAGAUAAACUAUUGGAUUAUAACAACUUUCAGUCACUACCAUGUUUUGUUUUAUAAGGUAUCUAAUCAGUGGGACAAAUAACUGAAAUGCUCUUUUUUUUCUUUAAAUUUUGUUUCUACAGGAAAAGUUUAUUUUUUCCAUGAGUCAGAUAAAUUAGAAAAUUAUUAUUAGAAAUACAAUUUUCUUAAGGUUGCAUUAAUAAUACAUUAUUUCUAAAGCUCUUCCUCCAUGAAUUAAUGCUAUCCGUGUAGUAAUUACACAAAGUCCAUCUGUGGAAGGAAGUGUUUUCCUUCCUCUGUGCUCACUGUGUUUCAAGAUCAUUGUACAGGGUUUCCUUUCCUAAGUUACCAGAGGCAGACGUGACCUUUUUCACCUUAUAGCCAGUGCCACCCCUCUCAGAAGCUUUAUCAGAAUGCUCUACCACCAGAUAGGUAUAAAUAGUAGGCUUGAGUUCCCUGUCUGUGGCACUUUUUUAGAUAAUACAGCUCAGCCAGUUAGUUAGUUAUUGGGCCAAGCUGAUCCUUUGAACCUCUUUUAAGGAAGCAGAAAAAUGGCUAUACUAAAUCUUUGCAGCUUCUCCUCACCCCUGUGCUUAGAAUAGGGGCCGCAAGGAGUGUUGGAAGGUUAGUGCUAGAAAAUACUCUAUGUACUUCAUCCUGCUACAGCCCUGAAUAGGGGAUCUUGAGUUUUUUGCCACAGCAAUAGGAGAGGAAUUCAGGUGCAGGAGGAGAGCUAGAUCCUUCUACAGCAACAGUAAAAUUAUCUUCCCUUUCUACUUGUGGGUUGGAGUGUGCUAAGUUGAUGAGCAGAUCGUAUUGGUCUUCUAUGCCAUACUAGGUGCAGUUCCUUCCCUUCAGGUUAAAUAACUGAAGCAGCCCCACUGAAGCCUCUGCGCCCAUCAGUACGACUACAAGCUUACAUUGUAUAUGGGCUAGGCUCGCUCUGAACAGUGGGUGAAAUAAUGGUGCCUUGGGCCCCCUUUCCACCUACUGAGCCAACUAGUGGAGGUGCCCAUGGAAGUUAUGUGGUGGCUGUUUGCCUCCAUAACUAAGGAGGCAGGCUCUACUUUCCUUCUAGCCCUGCAUGGCAUUCCACUAUAUGGGAUGAUUGUUGUACUUAAGGCAUAUUGGACUAUGCAGUGCCACUCACUGAUCCUAUCAAGGUUCUCUAGGGAGCAUUCCUAGCCAAUGGUUGAUGAAUUAGGCCCUUAAAUGAAACAGGUUCUUUUCUUGUUGCUCCAUGUAUUAAUGAAUCUCCAGCUUCAAACAAGCAUUCAUUUAAAAUAAAGCAUAUUGUGUCUAAGAAUUAAUCUUCCCCUGUAGAAUCCAGUCCUCAAACAACAAAUCUGUUAGCAGUUUUAAAUGUAAUCCAAAAACAGAAGAGAUUAUUAUUUUGAGUUUAGAUGCUGCAUCUCAUUCAGUCUAGCCUCAUAGCCAUAGGGAAAUACGACUCUGAAGCUUAUUAUUAAAGACAAGAUGUUUGUGUCUGUCUUCCUCAGACGGUACCAGACUGCCCAUAGGAAAAAACAUAGGUUUAAAAAAAAUUGGAGAAGAAAGAAGGAAUUCUCAUCUGGUUAAUUAUCCCUGAGGCUCUUAUGGCACAGCCUUGAGUCAGAACUAGGGGGAAGAAGAGAAGGGUGAAGCCAAGCUAUUUCCAUGGCACCUAUUUGAGACUGUUGAAACAAUCAUCAUCCUGGAUAUUCAGCCCAAAUAUCUAGAGGCGCUUUAUUUAAAAAAAUGCAAAGCUCCAUACAAGUGAGUAUUUCUAUCAAUUAAAAAAGCUGUGCAAGCCUUUGUAAUUAAAGGCAGAACAGAAAUGCUCCACUGAAGUCAAACAAAUGGAGUGACUAAAAAGUUCUGUUUGUUAUUGAAGGACAAAAAGACUUGUUACCAAAGGUGGCAACUGCUGCAGCAAAGGUUAAGGACAUCAUCAUCAUCAUCUCUUCUUCCAAGGCAGAACUACUAAAAGCCCCUGAACAGGAAGAUUUGAAUCAGUACUCAGAUCUGACUGCAAGGUGGUGGUAUCAGUCUUUUGAUUUCCUGUAGCUACAUCUUGCUUUUCAAGGGCCAUUCUGGCAUGGGCAGGUGAAGUGACUAAUCCGAGUCCAUCAAAAUGCAAGAGGUUAAAAACAGUUGUUUCAGAAGUCACAGCCUAGCUGAGUCCCUAUACUAGAAGGUUACCAGGCUGUAUUAACUGGAUCUAAAUUUUGGAUCCCACAUGCAUCUAAGCUGGCUGGGUCUGGGUAACAUCCAGUCACUGUUUCUGGUUCUUGGACUCUGAGGCCCACGUGGUGCAGGCUUCCUGUCUGAAACCCAUUCUUUGGAGGGGAGACUCCACCAUGUAACUGUGCCGAAACCCAAGACCAUUGCUGAGGCUUCCCAACUGUCCCAAGUCACUUAUGGAUCCUUCCCCUAAGUCUUGACCCUCCCCCCCCACCCCCACAUCCUCUGGUUUAUAGUUUAAUUCUUCAGGACAUGUGUCAACUAAGCAACACAGAGUUUGCACAGAAAUUCCUUCAACACAUGGAUAAUUACUCAUAGCUACCACAGGAGAGUUACAGAGCGAUGCAAAGCAACGAAUGCAUGAACACAGAAUCCCCACCCUCACCACUCUGGAGAGGCCUUGGGUUUUUGUCAGCAUACUUGGGGAAAGGCAGUGCUCCUCCACAGUAUCUUGUAUUUCUUGUGAUGGACUGGCUCACUUGCUUAGAGAACUUGUUCCUCUUAAAAACUGUCUGAGACAUUUUUUCUCCUCUUCCAUGAGGGCUGUUCCAUGCUCCAACUCUCUAUUAGCUGUUAGGCAGAGGGUAAUGAAAAGUCAAUUGCUCUCCUGAUAGAAACCCCAUUGCCUCCAAGGGUAGAAUUAUUCAAUUGUUGAAGGCUGUAAAAGGGUAGGUGGCCCCUUAAAUGAAACUGGGCUCGGUGCUCUUCUUCAGUCCAGGUGCACAUAGUUGGGCCAAUUAAGAUGGUAGUGCAGCAACCCAGGGGGUAUAAAAGGUCAGUUGGGUGUCAAAACAGCCUGACUGAGUCAGUUAGCAGAAGACAGCUGUUAGAGACAGAAGUGGGUCCUGGGAGAAGGCUGAAGGUAAAGAGAAUAGCGAAGGGGGUUGCUGGCUGGUGUCAUCCAGGCUAGGGCUGGAGAGCGUUGGAAGCGGAAGUAGCAGUGGGAGUUGCCUCCUGGCCAUAAGCUAGAGCUAGAGAGCGCAGGGGAGAAGCGGGGAAAUUUACUGCUGACAUCUCUAGUACUGGAGAGCUGGAUGCAUGGGAAUAGCAAAAGGGCCAAAGGGAAUAAAGGAAUGCUUCACUGGUAAAGAUCCUCUCCCAGCAUAGAAGUUUUUGGGGGGUUCCAACUAGGAAGAGCAGGGUUGUACUCUAGCUGGAAGGACUUGGGUGGCUUGCAAAGGGAUAGAAGAGGCUGGACAAGGAGCCUGCAUUUGAUGGAAGACACUGAAGUAUGGUGAGAAUGGAUCUCCUGGUAGAGGGACUGGGGGGGUUCCUGCUGGAAAGAGGAGGAGUUUAAGGACUGUGCACUGGGGGUUAUAUGGACUAUGUUUUAAGAAGGUUGUUAUGAACUACCUGCACUAUGUUUUGUUAACAAACUUAACUGACUAGAGGAUAAGCUUGUGUGGUGUUACUGGGAACUCAAAAGGGAAACCGAGGUGGUGGGGGGGCACUUGCAGGGUUGCCCUGUGGCUAUGAGGGUGCCCAGAAGGAGGCCAUGUGGUUUAUAAUGGCCCAGGUUCAGCUCCCCAGACACAAUCUCUUCUUGCUACAAAAUGAAAAUUCUAAUCCACACUGAAGACUACAAUCUUAAAUGCUAUUCAUAAAACAAAAAGGAAUUACUAUAAUACAUGGACAUAGACAUGUCCUCCAAUCUUAUGUGUAGUGGGGGAACUGUUCACUGUUGCGCUAUCUCCAAACUCUGAGAUUUCCAGUUUUAUUAGUGGCUUUGAACACUGGUAGACAAACCUUUUUGCUUUGUUGCUGGAAAACUGAUACAUGGGCACAAUGGCUCAUUGAUAACCUCAAAUAAUGUGAUGGUAAAAUAGGGAAAACUAUACAGCAGAAGUGGCAGAUAAUGUCCCUCUCUUUUACCAAGCAACAGAAAAAGAGCUACUCUUCAGAGCUACUAGUCUAGAUUUGUGAGAUGAGACUAUGUGGGGGGGAAGAUUUAGAAUGGGAGGAAAGUAAAGAGCAGACAGUACCACCAGAUGUUCUGCAAUUAAUAUAGUUUAACCUGAGAUCCUCUGUCUGGGGAAGUAGUGCCUCUAGAAGACAAGACAAAGAUUUGCACAAAUACAGGAGAUGGCCAGUGUACACUACAGUUGAAACUUUACUAACAAAUUUAAACAUGCUUUUUGCUAGCACAACUUAUCUGAUUGGAGGGCCAGAUUGGGGUUUUGCUCCUCCCUCAAAAAAUUGAUAUCGAUGACCUUAAAAAAAAAAAAAAGAGAGAGAGAACCUAGAAAAAUGCAGGAAAAUAAAUGCCACUACUUAUUUUCUUCUCAAUAGUUGCACAGAAACCAAUACAGUCAAAGAAUCCUCUACAAUAUACUUGAUAUUCUUUGUGGUCCUGAAACAGAAUGGGGAUUCAAGGCACUCAGUAGAUUUAGUCAGAAAUCAAGACCGAGAUCUUAAAUAACAUUUUGUAGCAGCUCUGUCCCUUCAGAACUUUUACUCUUUAAGAGAUCUAAAAACAAUUACAUUCCUGGAUAGUUAUCUGCUGGAGUGCUGCAAGUCCUGGCAUUUCUCUUGUCACAGAAAGUGCUUCUAGUAUAGGGCUUUUGGAUACUGAAGUUUCUGAAAGUUAAAAAAAUUCAAACAACUGAUUCUUGGAGGGCUGCUGUGUUUACCUGUUCCUGGAUAACCUUCAACUUUACUCUGCCCACUAUAUGUAUUUGUAUAUAGUAGGUGUUGUCGGUAGCUACCAGUGAGGUGCUCUGCUCUGGUUCGAUGAUAAGUCAGCUGCGUAUGUGUUCCCUCUGUGUGCUGCCCCAGCUCUCUGCAGAUAGCUGACACAGCAGACCCCGAGAGAACCCCCAAAGACCACAGACGCUAGUAAGAUACGAAGGCACCCGGCCAGGUUUAUUUAUAACGAAGCACAGUAAUAUUUUCCUAUAGACUCUACAGGACUUUAUACGAAUAUAUGCCCCCUGGGAAUGGACACAGCUCAGUCAGUGGCGGGACACUCCACUGCCCCCUAGGUUGGAACAAAGAUAUGUGCUCCCAGACCUACUUUUAUACAGUUGCAGGACAGAUUACUCAUCCCUACUGACAUAUUGAGGUACAGCCCCUUGCCUCAUUAGGGUGCUGUCUUCCCCCUUUGAUCAUGUUGGUUCAAACAAACAGAUCUGUCCAUCAUGCUGUCCUUUUGACCCUGUCUUUGGGAUACACCUGGCUGUUCCUUGUUGUAUCCGUGAAGUAUCCUCAUAUCGGGCUGUCCAGGUGCCAUCUUGGCACACAUUCCUCUUAUUACUACUUGUAUCAUUAGCACGUGCUUUCUAGGAGCCCUUUUCUUGCCAAGUUCUGCAAUUAGGGCCUGCCUCUGGCUCACAGUCCAGCUUUGCUUAGCAAUGCCUGGAAGUACUUUGGUUCAGGCUUUAGGCGUCAGACCAGAGCUCUGAUACAAGGGUUUAUGUUUCAGGGCCUCUUACUACAGUAGGGCUGUCCAGCAAUUAAGCAUGAUUUUUUUUAAACUAUGAUAAACAAUAAUAGUAUACUAUUUAUAAAAUAUUUUGGAUGUUUUCCACAUUUUCAAAUAUAUUGAUUUCAAUUACAACACAGAAUACAAACUGUACAGUGCUCACUUUAUAUUAUAAAUAUUUGCACUGUAAAAAAUAGAAUUUUUAGUUCACCUAAUAAAAGUACAGUAGUGCAAUCUCUUUAUCAUGAAAGUUAAAUUUACAAAUAUAGAAUAUUGUACAAAAAAAUAACUGCAUUCAAAAAUAAAACAAUGUAAAACUUUAGAGCCUACAAGUCCACUAGGUCCUACUUAAGCCAGUCGCUCAGACAAACAAGUUUGGUUACAAUUUACAGGAGAUAAUACUGCCUGCUUCUUGUUUACAAUGUCACCUGAAAGUGAGAACAGGUGUUCUCCUAGCACUGUUGUAGCUUGCGUUGCAACAUAUUUACGUGCCAGAUGCACUAAAGGUUCAUAUGUCCCUUCAUGCUUCAAGGGACCAUUCCAGAGGACGAGUCCAUGCUGAUGAUGGGUUCUGCUCGAUAAUGAUCCAAAGCAGUGCGGACUGACAAAUGUUCAUUAUCUGACUCAGAUGCUACCACCAGAAGGUUGAUUCUUCUUUUUUGGCGGUCCAAGUACUAUAAUUUCUGCAUCAGUGUGUUGCUUUUUUAAGACUUCUGAAAGCAUGCUUCACAUCCGGUCCUGAUCAGGCUUUGGAAGGCACUUCAGAUUCUUAAACCUUGGGUCAAGUGCUGUAGUUUUCUUUAGAAAUUUCACAUUGGUACCUUCUUUGUGUUUUGUCAAAUCUACAGUGAAAGUGUUCUUAAAAACAACAUGCUGGGUCAUCAUCCGAGACUGCUAUAGCAUGAAAUAUGUGGCAGAAUGUGGAUACAACAACACAGGAGUCAUACAAUUCUCCCCCAAGGAGUUCAGUCACUAAUUUAAUUAACACUUUUUUUUAAAAUGAGUGUCAUCAGCAUGGAAGCAUGUCAUCUGGAAUGGUGGCAAAAGCAUGAAGGGGCAUACAAAUGUUUGGCAUGUAAAUACCUUGAAAUGCCAGCUACAAAAGUGCCAUGCAAAUGUCUGUUCUCAGUUUCAGGUAACAUUGUAAAUAUAAAGCGAGCAGCAUUAUCUCUCGUAAAUGUAAACAAACCUGUUCCUCUUAGCAAUGGGCUGAACAAGAAGUAGGACUGAGUGGACUUGUGGGCUCUAAAGUUUUAAAUUGUUUUUUCAGUGCAGUUAUGUAACCAAAAAAAAAAUCCACAUUUGUAAGUUGCGCUUUCAUGAUAGAGAUUGCACUACAGUACUUGUAUGGGAUGAACUGAAAUACUGUUUCUUUUGUUCAUUUUUACAGUGCAAAUACUUUUAAUAAAAAUAUAAAGUGAGCACUGUACACUUCAUAUUCUGUAUUGUAAUUGAAACUAAUAUUUGAAAAUGUAGAAAAAUACCAAAAUAUUUAAUAAGUUUCAAUUGGUAUUCUAUUUAACAGUGUGAUUAAAACUGCGAUUAAUCACAAUUUUUUUAAUUGCAAUUUUUUAGUUAAUUGCAUGAGUAAACUGAUUAAUCAACAGUCCUAGUAUAUAGUAAUGUUUAGAGAUCCCAGUCAAGAGUGCAAACCCAUUGUUUAAAGCUCUGGGCAAAUGCAGAGGAAAAGACAGUCUCGGCUCCAAAGCGUUUACAAUCUAUGAAGAGAGGCCAAGAAAAUAAGCAGACAAAAAAGUAAUAAAGGAAAAACCUUCAGUAUGUAAGAGUACAAUAUGCAAGACUUCAUCUUCAAGUUUACUUUUUCUUACAUAACGUACAAUUCUAUAAACUGUUACUGGUUGUGGAAGUCUACAGACAUCAUGCAAGAUGUGCAGAGAAUGAAUUCUUGCCUUAUUCACUCUGCUUGCACAAUAUGUACUUUAAGGUUGUAGAAAAAUGUAUAGGGAUACACUGUAUUAAUUGGGAAGUAGUCUGAUCAUUUAACUACAGGCUGUAUUAAAGAGGCAAAACUGUGCAGCCUUAACUUAAGCUUCUCCUGAAUUUGGUUUUUUAGUGGUUCAAUCUUAACAUCCUUGUAACAGGAGAAAACUGAGUCCACACAGUGAAUAAAUCUAUUAUAAUUAGAUAUAUUUGAAGAGUUUAGAAAGCAGUGUUAAAGAAAUUAAAUUUCUAUGUAACUCUUCAUUAAAAUAUCAUACAGAUUAAAAGAAUAAAUUCCAAUGGUAAUCCAAGAGCACAAUACGUCUGAAAGGCAAAAUUAAUUGAAAAUAGUAGGCCCACAAUCUGAUUACUGGAGUAAAUUAAGAAGUUGUUUCUGUGGUCUGAAAUUGCUCUUUGCCCAGACCUCUCAGUACAAAUUCCACUCUUGGCAUGUGUAAACAUUAACUGUAAUAAAGCAGACAAAGCCUCUCUCUGCACUUUAUCUUCUACUAUUGUAGACUGUCAGUUCAAUGUUUAGAUACGAAUGGUUUCAGUAAGCAUUCAGUAAAAUAUGCAGUGGAUCACUAGACGGGUAAUAGAUUUGUUGGAAUAGGUCAAGAGGUGGGGACUAUGUGCUUUCUAAAGGUUAACUUACAUGCUAUACUAGGCAUGUUUCUGAUGCUAAAUGUAAUGUUAGAAUUUUUGCAAUCUUAAUGAAGUGAGGAGUCCUACCUA